CGUUCCCUUCUGCCACGCCACGUCCCCUCUUGCCAUAAGUUCCCACAAUGCCUGCGGGUCAGAAAGCAGAGGGUCUCGCCCUGAACCACACUGGCGGAAUUGGGAAGGCAAGACAUGUCAGCGACGUGACAGUGGGUACAGACAGGCAAGGCAUACAAGUCGGUGCUGGAGUCGGCAGGGUGAUUGCCCGCUCCGACGACGCCCGACAUUCGGUGGGAAUCGGUGCCUAUAGCGAGAAUGUCAUUGGUGGAAGGAAGAUGAUCAGUGACCCUAAUGUUGGUGCAGGUGUUGGCUACAGGUUUACCGGGGACAAGACCUCAGUUACAGCCGGUUUGCAUAAGCAAACAUUUGGAGGGAAUGUGACUGAGCAUGGUGGUUCACUUGGCUUGGAACAUCACUUUAACAAACAACAUUCUGUAUCCGCUGGAAUUUCUCAAAGUGAUUAUAAUUUUUCUGGGGACCGGUUCCGGAAGGAUACGAGUCUCAGUGCCGGUUAUCGCUUCGACAUCAAUGACAAAUCCUCCGCCAGCGCUGCCCUUCACCGGACGACUUUCGACUUGGGUCCAAACAGAGUGACUGAGCGUGGCGGGUCCCUUGGAGCGAGCCACCGAUUCGACGACCAACACGCUGUCUUCGGCGGAGUCUCUCAAAGUAGAUUCGACUUCCCUGGACACCAGUCUCGGACGGACACCAGUUCCUUCAUGGGUUAUCGCUUCAACAUCAACGACACGUCCGCUCUCUCCGCCAGCGGCCACCGAACUGCCUCGGAUUUCGGAGGCAAUAUGGGUCGGGAGACCAGUCACGGCAUUUCCCUCGGCUUCCAUAAAAGUUUCUGAAUUCAAUCUAGAUGAUCACCGCUUAAUUUGCAUGAUUAUUUUUUAGUAGCAAUUGCUUUGUUGGGUCGCACACACACACACACACACACACACACACACACACACACACACACUCUC
Messenger RNA from Penaeus monodon (black tiger shrimp), 953 nucleotides. RefSeq lists its product as uncharacterized. The transcript is spliced from 8 exons. The coding region runs from base 48 to 836 and encodes 262 amino acids. The record is from RefSeq and is a predicted model, not a curated record. Lineage: Eukaryota; Metazoa; Arthropoda; Malacostraca; Decapoda; Penaeidae.